Messenger RNA from Rotaria socialis, 1242 nucleotides. The record is from the annotation of a GenBank genome assembly. NCBI's taxonomy places the organism in Eukaryota, Metazoa, Rotifera, Eurotatoria, Philodinida, Philodinidae.
AUGAUGCCGUCAUUGCCAAAUUGCUUUUCAAAUUUAUCAUCUACUUUUACUCUUCAAAUACUUUCUGGAAUUAUCUUUCUUUUUUGUACUCUUUAUUUGGUUUUCUCAAUUCAUCAUCCAUUUACGUUUAACAAAAUAAUUGUUGGAAUAGAUUUCAAACGUUGGCAAACAAAUGGCAACACAAAUAAUGAUAUUACAAAACUGCUUACAGGAAAUGAAACAAAUGUGAAGAUUCACUCAAGUAAUCUGAGCAGCGAGAGUUUCAUUUGUGAUUAUGACAAAAAUAAUGAUACACAUCAACAAACAAAUAUUGAAUUCAAAAAUCAUCGUUUAAAUGCACUUCGCCCUUAUUGUGAUAUUGUUCCAACACCACGCAAUACAUGGAUUUCAGCUAAACAACACGUAGAAAGUGAUAUUGUAUUUAUCAUUUAUACAGGUGCCUCAUUUUAUCAGAAUCGUGCAAUAGCAAUUCGAGAUUCAUGGUUAUCACGUGUUACACAUAAAUAUUUUUUUAGUUCGAUACCAUAUUCACCAUUACCUAUAACUGUUAUUGAAGGCGCUGGAGAAAACUAUAUGUCUAACAUGAAAAAAUUAUAUCAAGGAAUGCAAAUAGCUUAUCAAAAACAUAAGGAAACUGCAAAAUUUUAUUUUUUAGCAGGCUGUGACACAUUUGUUAACGUACCGCAUUUACUGAAGCGUCUUGAUUAUUUUAACCAUACGGAAGCUCUUGUUAUAGGUGGUAAUCCAUUCGAGUAUUCAUGUUAUAGACAGAAGAAUCAAGUAGUUCAAACCAUUUCAUAUCCAUCAGGUGGUGCUGGUUUUUUUCUUAGUGCGGCUAUGAUGGAAAUGAUGUAUCCUAAACUGGAUUCCUUUUUUCAAAAUCAUUGGCCAACAGAAAAAGUACCUUACAGUGAUGUGGCUUUGAAUUGUCUUGCAUAUUCACUGGGCGUUCGGCCAUCGUUCGUACCUGGCUUUUGGGCAUUUACUCCAGAACAAACAUUGAAAGACCAAGGACGAUUAAAAUUACAUGCUGAUCCUGAACCAAAUACGUUUCAUUAUGUUCCACCAAAAUCGAUGUAUAUUCUUGAUGAAUUCUAUGUUUUUCAGCAUGUUGAUCGAUUAGCAAAUGAUAAUAAUUUAAAUGAACUUGUCAAAUUUACUCGACAAUUCGUUGCUGCUCAUUAUGAAUUAUUACGCAUUAAAACAGCUGAAUGUACAUUACCACCAGUCAAAUCAACGUAG